Messenger RNA from Apiotrichum porosum, 1050 nucleotides. Its product is annotated as methylglyoxal reductase (NADPH-dependent) gre2. The transcript is spliced from 9 exons. Lineage: Eukaryota; Fungi; Basidiomycota; Tremellomycetes; Trichosporonales; Trichosporonaceae. The record is from RefSeq and is a predicted model, not a curated record. The coding region runs from base 1 to 1050 and encodes 349 amino acids. Gene Ontology annotation, molecular function: oxidoreductase activity, acting on the CH-OH group of donors, NAD or NADP as acceptor.
AUGCCUGUUAUACCCCCCGGUUCCCUGGUGCUCGUUACAGGUGCCUCCGGUUUCGUUGCAGUUCACGUCGUCAAGACUCUCCUGGACGCAGGCUUCCCCGUGCGCGGCACAGUGCGCACAGCGGCAAAGGGCGAGUAUCUCCAGAACCUGUUCAAGGACUCGCCCGUCCCGUUCGCGUAUAUCGUAGUUGCCAACAUUGAGACGGCAAGUCGCUGUCCCGGCGCGUUCGAUGCAGCUGUCAUGGACGUGGUCGGUGUCGCGCACACGGCGAGCCCGUUCCACUGGCACGCCGACGAUCCCAGCGAGCUCAUCGGUCCCGCUGUCCACGGUACACUCGGUUUGCUCAACAGUAUUCAAAGGAUCAAUCCUCAAGUGAAGCGCGUGGUCGUUACAAGCUCGUGUGCGGCGAUUAUAAACGACAAUGUGACAAAGCCCCACUGCUUUACCGAGGCCGACUGGAACACGACGAGCGUUCACGAGUGCGAGACACUGGGUCGCAACGCGAGUGCGACUGCAAAGUACCGCGCGAGCAAGACGCUUGCAGAAAAGGCUCUUUGGCAGUUUAUCGAGGUCGAGCAACCGCACUGGGACGGCGUGACCAUCAACCCGUCAAUGGUGUGGGGUCCGCUUCUGCAGCAGGCAGCGACGAUCAAGGACAUCAACGAGUCGACUGUUAUUAUCCACGAGUGGUUCACAGGCAACAAACCGCAGUCGGACAUUCCCUCGGUUGCCCCGUUCAACGGCGUCGACGUUCGCGAUGUGGCCCUUGCCCACCUUCGUGCUCUCAUCGUCCCCGAGGCUGGCAGUGAGCGCUUCAUCCUCAGCAACGCACCCGCCUCGCCCAAUGACUUUGUCCUGGCGUUUGAGCACUACUGGCCCGAGCGCACGACGUACCCGCGCGGUGAUGCAUCCAAGGUCGAGACGAUCAACGCCGGCUCCAACUACUAUGACCACACAAAGUCGGAGCGUGUCCUGGGUAUCCAGUACACUUCGUUUGACGAGUCUAUCAAGGACGCGACUGCGAGCCUCAUUGCCCGUUAUGGCAUCUAA